This is a messenger RNA of Coprinopsis cinerea okayama7#130, 279 nucleotides long. RefSeq lists its product as hypothetical. The coding region runs from base 1 to 279 and encodes 92 amino acids. The record is from RefSeq and is a predicted model, not a curated record. Lineage: Eukaryota; Fungi; Basidiomycota; Agaricomycetes; Agaricales; Psathyrellaceae. The transcript has a single exon.
AUGCCCAUCCUAAAGGCUCGCUUGCGGGCUGUGUCUGACCUCUGCUCGCUGUCUCUAGACGUCCACCACAGACUGGCUCCAUCCGGUCACGAUCCUGCAGAUUCCAUCAAGAAUAUUGCCCGUUUGCCAAAGGAUAUUCCUGUAUAUGCGGCUCAGACUAUCUUGAUUUCUCUCUCGGGCUCUGUCAACAACGCUCAGGCUACUGUGGACGAACUCAUUGCCUCUCGACUGUUUAAAAAUAUGAGAGAUUACUUUGAAAUGGCAACGAUGCAUGCAUGA